Corylus avellana is the source of this 1128-nucleotide messenger RNA. RefSeq names its product loganic acid O-methyltransferase. Lineage: Eukaryota; Viridiplantae; Streptophyta; Magnoliopsida; Fagales; Betulaceae. The record is from RefSeq and is a predicted model, not a curated record. Gene Ontology annotation, molecular function: methyltransferase activity.
AUGGAACUCAUACUCGGGCAUCUAUUCCAGUUGAAAUCCAAGGAAGAUGUCACAAAAAUGGCGUCCGAUGUACUCCCUGUGAAUGGCGGCCAUGGCAGUUACAGCUACUCCAAAUAUUCCUACUAUCAGAGACUCUCUGCAAGUGUGGAAAACACAAAGAUUGAUGAGGAAAUUGCUGAGAAGCUUGAUGUGUUAAACUUCUGUUCUACUGCCAAAACGAUUCGUAUUGCAGAUUUGGGAUGUGCAACUGGACCAAACACAUUUUUUGCCAUGCAAAAUGUAAUCAAAGCUAUAAUGCAGAAGCAUCAAUCCCUGUGCCCACCUUCUCCACCGCCAGAAUUCCAAGUGUUUUUCAACGACCAAAUCUCAAAUGACUUCAACACUCUCUUCACUGCUCUCCCACCAGAGAGAAAAUACUUUGCAGCAGGAGUGGCAGGUUCUUUUCACAACAGGCUGUUUCCAGAAUCCUCUCUUCAUUUUGUGCACAGCAGCUAUUCUCUGCAGUGGCUCUCUGCGUUGCCUGAGGAGUUGAGUGACAAGAACUCUCCGGCGUGGAACAAGGGGAGAGUUCACUACACCAGUGCACCUGACGAAGUGUUUCAGGCUUAUUCAACUCAAUUUGCUGAGGACAUGAAGAAGUUUUUGAAUGCUAGAGCAAAAGAGCUUGUGCCUGGAGGAAUGAUGGUGCUAAUCUUAUCUGGCAUUCCUAAAGGGAUGCCUUAUUCUCAGCUCCCUGCUGGUACCAUGUAUGACUUGCUUGCAUUGAUCCUCAUGGAUAUGGCUGCAGAGGGCCUUAUUGAUGAAGAUCAAGUGGACUCCUUCAACUUGCCUUUUUAUGCUGCUUCACCGGAGGAGAUGGCAGGGUUGAUAGAGGGAAAUGGAUAUUUCAGCAUAGAGAGGAUGGAGUUGACGAACCCAGCAACAUGGUUGAAAGGCCCGGUUGACAUAAGAACAUGGAUUAUGCACGUCAGGGCUGCCAUGGAGGGAAUGUUCAUCAAACACUUUGGAAGGGAGAUUAUGGAUGAAAUGUUUGAACGUUUGAUUGCUAAACUUGCUGACUUUUCUGCCCACCUUGAGUCAAGAUCCCAGGAAAGAGUUCAACUUUUUCUUGUAUUAAAGCGUAUAUGA